AUGCUUUUCAGUAAAUUACUUGUAUCUGCCAUUUCUCUCGUUCCUUUGGCUUCAGCUGUUCCAGUAGGAAAUGUCCAAGGCCACCGUCACCACAAUCAGACCGCUAUUAAAAGAGAUGGUGGUGGAUUCCAAGACGGUGUCUACGACUGCUCCCAUUUCCCUGAGGACCAAGAUGGUGUUGUUAAGCUUGACUACUUAGGCUUCGGCGGAUGGACCGGCGUUCAAAAGAACGACGGUACAUUUGGUACUGCUUCCACUUGCCAAGAGAACACUUAUUGCUCUUACGCUUGCAAGCCUGGUAUGUCCAAGACCCAAUGGCCUUCUAGCCAACCUUCAAACGGUGAAUCUGUCGGUGGUUUGAUUUGUAAGAAUGGCAAACUUCACAAGACCCAACAGAACUCCAACAACCUUUGCGAAGGUGGUAGUGGCAAUGCCUAUGUCAAGAAUACCUUGGGCUCUAACGUUGCCAUUUGCCGUACUGACUACCCCGGUACUGAAAACAUGAACGUUCCUACCGACAUUGGCGCUGGUUCUCAGCAACCCCUUUCUGUUGUCGACGAAGACAACUACUACAACUGGGGCAACAAGAAGACUUCUGCUCAAUACUACGUUAACAAGUCUGGUAGAUCUGCCCAAGACGUCUGUGUCUGGGGCAACGAAGGAGAUGACUUUGGAAACUGGGCUCCUUUGAACUUCGGUUCUGGCUUAACCGAUGGCAAGAUCUGGUUAUCCAUGUCCAAGAACCCCUUGAACUCCCAGUCUAAUGUUGACUACAAGAUCUCCAUCAAGGCUGAUGGUGGUACUCUUAGCAACGACUGCAAAUACGAAAAUGGUUCUUUCCAUGGAAGUGGUGCUACUUCUGAUGGUUGUACUGUUUCCGUCACUGGCGGUGGUGCUUACUUUGAAUUGUCAAACUAA
Schizosaccharomyces osmophilus is the source of this 918-nucleotide messenger RNA. It is a transcript of the gene psu2, whose product is annotated as cell wall beta-glucosidase Psu2. Gene Ontology annotation, biological process: fungal-type cell wall organization. Gene Ontology annotation, cellular component: fungal-type cell wall; cell surface. The coding region runs from base 1 to 918 and encodes 305 amino acids. The record is from RefSeq and is a predicted model, not a curated record. Lineage: Eukaryota; Fungi; Ascomycota; Schizosaccharomycetes; Schizosaccharomycetales; Schizosaccharomycetaceae. The transcript has a single exon.